Molecule: messenger RNA, 402 nt
Organism: Anoplophora glabripennis (Asian longhorned beetle)
Lineage: Eukaryota; Metazoa; Arthropoda; Insecta; Coleoptera; Cerambycidae
Product: zinc finger protein 429-like
Exons: 1
Coding region: 1-402 (133 amino acids)
Biological process (GO): regulation of transcription by RNA polymerase II
Cellular component (GO): nucleus
Molecular function (GO): RNA polymerase II cis-regulatory region sequence-specific DNA binding; DNA-binding transcription factor activity, RNA polymerase II-specific
Source: RefSeq, a predicted model, not a curated record
AUGUAUACGUGUAACAUCUGCUCCAAGGGUUUUGCAUAUAAAAGCAGGCUUAGCCGCCACGCAAACAAGCAUAAAUCCGCCGCCUCUUUUCCCUGUGACACAUGUGGAAAGAAAUUUACAAGACAGGAUAACUUAAUCUCACACAGGAAAAACAGACACAAUAACAGCGAACUAACCGCAGACGACGACACAAACAGUAAUGACGAGAACAAUAGAAAAUAUAUAUACAGACCUCUCCAAUCACCAAAUGAUGAUGAUGAACAAUCAGAUUGCGACGAAGACGAUCCCGACAAACUUGUAAAUGAAUUACGCUAUUAUAUCGAAGAGUGCCGUUUAACUAAAGAACAUUGGCUCUGUAGUGGCAUUAUCAACAAGCUACAUAAUAUGGGAAUAAUUCAGUAA